UCUUUUUUGUUCCCGUUGGUCCAGUUCGGCUUCAUUGGUAUUGGAAGUAGCUUUGUGGAGCAGAGACUUGUUGACCCAUUUCUUCUUCUCUUCUUUACUUACGGUAUCCUGAAACACCAGUCUCUGCUUCACAUUACCCCGACCUUUCGUUCGUUACCACCUCAGAGAAGCAUCGGUCCGGGACCAGGUCAAACUGAUAUCUUCUUCGCGUGUACGACCAGUAUACGGAUCACCAGCCAAUUCCUUGUCUCUCACUUCUGCUCUCGAAUGGACAAGUCGCCAGCUUUGUUUGUUGUCUUCGGAGACACAGAACCGCGUCUGAGUACCAUCUAGCCCGUACGACCUCACCAAUUCAGAAGCUUUAAACGCCGCUUGGCCCAGUCUGCGCGUGAGCCGACAACUGCAGACCCUCCGCAUCGCUCUUUUGUAGACAUCAAAUCCCACAGGGCAUAUCGAUUGCUCGAAGACACCGUCCAAUAUGCCUCUCUCCAUCUUCCACAGAUCUCCACAGCCCUCUGACUCCCCCUCACGGUUCUCUGCUUUCCACGCAAACGUCCGCUCUCUGCUCAAUGGCAGUUCCAUAUAUUCCAAUUCGCCUGUCUUAUCAUCAGACCACGAGGAUCACAGCGAUCGCGGCAGCCGUAGCAUUCCGAAGCUACCGGCUUUCGACUUUUUCAGAAGAAACAGCACUCCUUUAGUUUUGCCCACGACGGAGUUACAGCAAGGAUCACGGUCCAAUACUGUAUUGUCGCCGCCGGUGCUGAAUUAUCAACAUACAGCAGGGUCUUAUAUACAGGACAUCGGAAAUUCGACGCCUGAGAUUCAAGAACAAUAUCUUGUUACGCCACCGACGCUCUUUAGUCCUGAUGCUACGCCACCUCUACGACAGCACCUGGAUUCUGAGACAGAACAAUCGACUGAAAGGGUCCCAGGGAGACGGCCGCGCAGGCAUCGACGUCGUCACAGACACAGAACUCGACCAGCAGUCGUACCAUUCAUCCGAACAGGCCCUCAAGCAUGGGUGCGAAAAAAGCGCGAGAGAGGAUCAUGCAGUGUUUCAAACAACAAGGCAGCAAGAGGCAAACUGACCAGCGUCACGAUAUCUGCGGUCUUCCUUGGCGUCAUAUUGUCCAUAUAUCUCUGCAUAGUGCUGUUACGGCCCAAUAUAGGACAGGAGGUCCAUGUGCUUUUCAUCCUCGUCAUUAUAUGCACUACAAUCUUCUUCUGUCAUGCCUUAGUUCGACUUUGCAUGGUAGCAAUGAGUCCUCCACUGGACACGCCCCGAAUGACAAAUAUGCAAGACACAGAAGGCUUUCAUCCAGUACGACCGAUCCGAGUUCAUGUCGCGCGCGACGAGGAACUAGCUGAUGACAUGGACGAAGAGAGCGAAGGAAGUCCUGUUGAGAGCAUAUCUAAGGGCCCAAAGAUACCUCCGCCGGCGUAUGGAAAAUGGAGAUCCAGUGUGCGAGUUGAUCCCAAUCUGCUUCACUGGCAGCGCGUAAGCCACAUUGAUUCAUCAAGAGCAAACGAAGCUGAGCUCGCCUCACCGCAUUCAUCUGUUGGCCAGUCACCUACGUCCAGAUCGCCGGUUCGACCUGCUGUUAUAGCCCGGCCACCGAGUUAUGCCUCCGACGACGGUGUCGCAUAUGUUGUCUCAGCAGCACCCAGAAGUACGGCGCCUUCUCAGGGUAUGUUCGAGAUCCAUCCGGCGUUUCGACAUCCUGCAGAUCGACUGGAAAUGCCGAGUGACAGGUAGAAUCCGCCAGUUGAGUCGCAACUGUACAAAACAUCAGUAUUGGUGGGCAGAGCCUUCUUGGGCCGUGUUACCGCCACCAGCGAGACUGUUUUUGGUUGUUACUUUGCAGUUUUGCGCAUAUUAUACCCAGCGUGGAGUUUC
Messenger RNA from Pseudovirgaria hyperparasitica, 1897 nucleotides. RefSeq lists its product as uncharacterized. The coding region runs from base 479 to 1756 and encodes 425 amino acids. The transcript has 3 exons. Lineage: Eukaryota; Fungi; Ascomycota; Dothideomycetes; Acrospermales; Acrospermaceae. The record is from RefSeq and is a predicted model, not a curated record.